This is a messenger RNA of Baudoinia panamericana UAMH 10762, 2610 nucleotides long. RefSeq lists its product as uncharacterized. Lineage: Eukaryota; Fungi; Ascomycota; Dothideomycetes; Mycosphaerellales; Teratosphaeriaceae. The transcript has a single exon. Bases 102 to 2555 code for a protein of 817 amino acids. The record is from RefSeq and is a predicted model, not a curated record.
UUGCAUCAAUACUUGGCGGCGGUCAGACUACUGGGCAAUCAGCACAAGGAUCCGCCACCCCGGUCAAUUCCGGUAACGUAAAUCCAUCUGCGCAGACUUCCAUGACCAACGAAAACGCUGGACAGACAAAUGGUGGUGGUGUACAGACCUCCGCUGGCAACGGCAACUCUCAGCCGAGUGACAACGCGCUUUCCGUGCUCUCGGCAGCUUUGGGCAGUACAACUUCUGACCUUCCAGGUUUUGGCGCUUCUGGCUCUGGCAACUCCGCCCCAAGCAAUCCUGGUCCUGGCAACUCCGGCUCCGGCAACUCUGCAUCCGGCGGUGCGGGAUUCGGCGGCUCGAACGGGGUGACCACAGUCGCAUCUGUCGGAUCGGUGGGGUUCACAUUGUCGCAGACUACCGACACACGAGGAUCCACCCAGGCUGUUGUUAUUGGCGGAGGUACCACAGCAACCCUUGCACUUGGUCAGAGCACUACACUGGCUGGACAAGCCAUCAGCGUCGCAUCCUCGGGAGGUGGGGCUGUUAUCGGCAGCGGCGCAGGCGCAACAAGCAUAUCGCCAAAUAGCCCGGCUCCUGGCAGCUCGAACAACGGCGAACAAGGUACUACUGUCGUCAGUGUUGGCACGGCUACACUCACAAUAGCUCCGGCAUUGCAGAGUGGCAGCACAGCCGGUGUGAUUGUCGCGCAAGGGAGCAGUACGGCGACUGUACAGCCAGGACAGGCGGUAACAAUAGGAGGUCAAAUCGUCAGCGCUCAAUCGGGCGGAGGGGCCAUUAUCGGUAGCAGCGACAGUGCUACAAUUGUCAUACCAGCCGACUCCGGAUCAGGCGGUUCAGGUAACGGAAAUUCAGGGUCCACGGUCGUUGGCUCAAUUACUAUUGGACAAGCCUCUCCAGCUUCACUUGGCAGUCCAUCAGCUAUUCUGGCAGCAGCGGCUGGGUCCACAGUUACUCUCCAGCCUGGACAGGCCACAGUACUCGCUGGCCAGACCGUGAGCGCACCGGCGAGCGGCGGCGCGGUCAUAGCAAGCGGUGCAGACUCAAAGACUGUCUCUCCUAAUGAUAUAGGCUCCCCGAGUGGUGGCACCGGCAGCUCCGGAAGUGGAAGCUCAGUCUUCACUGUAGGCUCCUCGGUAUACACAGUGGCCAGCGCUAGCUCAGCCAUAGUCAUAGACCAGAGUGGCACAACUGUUACCCUCACACCAGGACAGACAACAGUACUGAACGGCCAGGCUAUCUCAGCUGCUACCAUUGGCGGAGGUGUUGUUGUCGGAACAGGGAGUAGCGCAGCCACUGUUACGCCUGGAUCAAACACUUAUGCUGGAUCCGCAGGCUCUGUGGUCACGGUUGGCUCGUCAGUCUUCACAGCAGUUCAGUCGCAGAUCUCAGGCAGCUCAGUUGUCAUUGUGGCAGAGGGAGGCCAGAUCGCAACGCUCACUGCGGGACAGAAGACUUCCAUAGGCGGUCAAGUGGUCUCUGCAGGUUCCACGGGCGGCGUCAUAAUCGGGACUGGCAGCCAGGCCACGAGUAUUGCUGCAGCCGGUCCGGGCGCUCCGGCGGGCAACGUUAUCGGCAUCUCGGACCCUACGCUUGUGAUUGCAGGACAUACAUUGACUGCAAGCGCUGACCCGGGCAAUCCCAGCGUCGCCAUUGUUGACGGUACUCCGGUGACUCUCGGAGGCGCUGCGCAGACCAUAAAUUCCGUCGUUGUCUCGCUCGCUUCCUCUGGGCUGAUCGCUGGAGGCAGUCUGAUUGUCCCCGCAGCAACACCGACUGCACUUGGGACCAUCACCACAAAUGGACAGACACUGACUAUAGAAAAGCUCAACGGACAGACUGCGGUCAUUGACGGAUCCUCGACAGCGACAUUACCGAGCGAUGGCAUUGCUACAGUGUCAGGAGUUACUUUGAGCGUCGGAAGCAAUGCUGGAUCUAAUUUUCUCGUCGUGGAUGGCUCCCAGACUGUACCGAUCCCAACGGCUUCACACAAUGAGGCAGUAUUUACGAUCGGCGGUUCGACAAUAACCGCAAUCCAACCUCAAGCGUCAAGCUACGUCAUCGUAAACGGGACCACGCUGUCUCCUGGAGGCAGCGCAAUCACGAUAUCGGGAACGGUCUUGAGUGACGGACAAGGCGGGCUUAUCGUGGGAUCGAAAACGAUACAAUUGACACCCAUUCCGUCAGCCUCUGCUUCGGAAGCUGUUGUUAAGCUUGGAAGUCGAACCUUGACCGCCGUCGCUCCCUCGGGAGCGUCAUUCCUCCUUUUCGAUGGCACAACGCUUUCUGUGGGGGGUCAGGCCAUCACCAUCGACGGGACCGUCGUCAGUGACGCGUCAGGUGGUCUGGUGGUUGGCUCAAGCACGGUGUCUUUGUCAGGGAUACCGUCCUCGACUGGUGUGUCUACGACGGCAGCACCAAGCUCAUCCGCCUCUGCCUCACAGGCUAGAACAACUAGCAGCACAAGGUCAGCUGCUUCUGCGUUACAUCUGCAUUCAAGCGCAGCGUUGUACAUAGCAUUACUUGCCAGCACACUGCUGCUUUGUUGUGCUUAGCCAGAGGAUAUAAUAUGCAUAAUGACAGGUUCGAGAUUUCUCAGCGCUAUCCUGA